Molecule: messenger RNA, 1035 nt
Organism: Momordica charantia (bitter melon)
Lineage: Eukaryota; Viridiplantae; Streptophyta; Magnoliopsida; Cucurbitales; Cucurbitaceae
Product: casparian strip membrane protein 1
Source: RefSeq, a predicted model, not a curated record
CAACUAAUUCUCUUUCCCAUUCCCUAUUUAAAUCCAAACCCUGCACCGUAACAUCCAUUCUCAACAAUAUUAAAUCUCAGCUUCUUCAAACUUUUUCUCAACUUCAAUUUCGUUUUUCAACAAAAGAAAAAAAAAAUGACGAAGAACAGCGAAUCGACCGCCAUUGACGUGGCCCCUGAGAACCCCAACAGCGGGCCCAUCGGGAAGAAGAAGAGCACGACGCCGCUGCUGGCGGCGCCUGUUCCCGUCCGGCAAGACAGGGGAACCCACCGGAUGAAACGCGGCCUCGCCAUCUUCGACUUCGUUCUCAGAAUCGGAGCCUUGGCGGCGGCGCUUGCGGCGGCCGCGGCCAUGGGAACGAGCGACGAAACGCUGCCAUUUUUCACUCAGUUUUUCCAGUUCGAGGCGAGCUACGAUGAUUUGCCCACUUUCCAGUUUUUUGUUAUCGCCAUGGGAAUAGUUGCGGGUUAUGUGGUGCUCUCAAUUCCAUUCUCCAUUGUUUGCAUUGUUCGUCCCCAUGCUGUUGGUCCUCGCCUUCUUUUGUUGAUUUUGGAUUCGGUGGCACUCACACUGACCACGGUGGCUGCAGGGGCGGCUGCAGCGGUGGUUUCCCUGGCCCACAGCGGGAACUCGAGCACGAACUGGCUGGCGAUCUGCAACCAAUUUGGGGACUUCUGCCAGCAAGCCAGCGGCGCCGUGAUCGGCUCUUUUGCUGCAGUGUUGCUGUUCCUUCUCCUCAUCUUGUUCUCUGCUCUGUCCCUCAAACACCACUGAUCAAAAUUGGUUCUUGAUCACUUGCAAGAUUUUCUACAAAUUGGGUCAAUUUGGUAUGGUUUUGUUCGUGUGGUGUGAAAUCCUCUGAUCUGUUGCUGUGUUUGUGGAAUUGGGUUCUAGGAAUUGUUGUUGUAACUUUACUUUUUUCUCAUUUUUCUAAGAUUUUUAUAUAUUGUUGCCUUUUGGUUUCUUGUGUAAAAAUGGCUUCCAAGAAUUGGAAAAGUUGUGCUUUUAUGUAUGUAUGUGUGUAUAUUUUAGCGA